GACUUACCCUCGGUUGCGUAAUCUUUUAAUAAUGCCAACCAUGAAAUUCACAGCUAAUCAAGGUAAGAACGAGGUAUCCUCCUCGUCCAUUCGGCUUUUCAGCUUCUUCAUCCCAUAUUCCCAAUCCCCUCUCUCGACCACGAUCAAUUGUCCGUCCGUCCGUCCAUCUUCGCCUCUCUCACUCUGCAUCCAGGCACUGGACGGUGGACAAGAUCAUCAAAUAGCAGAGGUAUGAAAGUGUUUGACGCCCAUUGCCACUUGCAAGACCCUCGGAUCUUGUGUAUGGCACCAAAGUUAAUUGAGUCGGCCCGUCAGGCUGGUGUAAUUAAAUUUGCAGUUGAUGGGACGCAUGAGAAAGACUGGCAUCUGGUGAAGCAACUGAGCGAGGACUAUCCUUGUACCAUUCCAAACUUUGGACUUCAUCCGUGGUUUGUUGCCGAUAGAAGCCCUAACUGGUUUCAGAUAUUAAGGGAAUAUUUCGAGGCCACUCCCUGCGCUGCAGUGGGAGAGAUUGGUUUGGACAAAGGGUCUCACGAGAGGGAGAUCAAUUUCAACGAUCAGGUGGAAGUGUUCAAGAAACAGCUCGAACUCGCGAAAGAGUUGAAUAGACCAGCAUCGGUCCAUUGUGUCAGUGCAUUUGACGAUCUGCUUCAGAUAUUGAAAGAGGCAGGGCCUUUUCCUGCUGGUAUCAUCCUCCACUCUUAUAUGGGUUCCGCUGAAAUGGUUCCUCAAUUGGUCGAAGUGGGAGCUUAUUUUUCCUUCUCGGGACAUCUCAUGCCCAUGAAAGAGCAGACGGCGAAGAAGAUGUUGAAGGCAGUUCCCUUCGAAAGGAUUUUACUGGAAACAGAUGCGCCGGAUGCAUUGCCAAAGAAUCCUGCAUUUUUUAUCGAUGAUGAUGUUCAGUGUAGUGCAGGUCCAGCCGACGGAGGAUGCAUUGAAUAUACAUCGCCAACGGGAUCUCUGAAUCAUCCUGCAAACAUUCUCGUGGUGCUUAAUUAUGUCGCAUCCUUGCUAGACAUGCCUCCAGAAGAUCUUGCGGAGCUCAGCUGUAAGAAUGCGGUGCAUUUAUUCUCCUACGAAGGUACAAAGCUGCUCCUGGACAAUCAAUAGUUGGUUGCUGGGUAGAUGGCAAGUUAGCCACGACAAUUGCACUCGAGCGACUGCCGUUGGUCUAAAUUAUCCAACAUAACUACUGCAUUUGACGUGUGAAAUGUAUAUUGUAUUUGUUUGAUAACAAUAAUGAUGAACUCCAUGUAGGAGCGUGAUCCGACUGUUGCUUUACAUGUUCUUGUCUUGACCGGCACGCAAGCUAUCGUUCAUGCAUGCUUCUUCAUUAGAGGAAGCCUGUUUGCCAUUACUGCAUGGUGGGAAAGACAGGAUCAUGAUGCUUCGAACAACUUGUAAUAGCCUUGAAGAUGCAAUCAUGCGAAUUUGUUAGUGUUCUAAUAUGAUGACGUAUGAGAUGUUUUUCUA
Eucalyptus grandis is the source of this 1473-nucleotide messenger RNA. RefSeq lists its product as uncharacterized. NCBI's taxonomy places the organism in Eukaryota, Viridiplantae, Streptophyta, Magnoliopsida, Myrtales, Myrtaceae. Gene Ontology annotation, molecular function: hydrolase activity, acting on ester bonds. Bases 232 to 1110 code for a protein of 292 amino acids. The record is from RefSeq and is a predicted model, not a curated record. The transcript has 2 exons.